CUUGUUUUUAUGACAAUAGUUUUGUUUUUUUAUUAAGUGGUGGCUUAGUUCGCCGAAGUUUAUGAAAACUUAUGUUCUGGAUGCGGUUCAUUCAAAUACUGUACGUUACGUAGAGUUGUCGACAAAUUUCCCCAAAUACACGACGUAAGAUGGAAAAAGCGACAUUUCCCCUUUAUUUACGAUUUCGUCCCCUUUAAUUCCCUUUUUUUGUGUUGCUUGGGACUUCUUUCAAACAGGUCUCAAAAUUGUCCCAACUCGUAAAUCUUCGACAUAACAUAAUAUCAUUGAAGAUUCGUCCUAUAUCAUGUAUCAUCACGAUGGCAUCGUCUUCGUCACUUGAAGAAUGAACGUUAUCAGACAUAGUGUGGCUGAACUCAAUUCAAAUCUAAAAAUGUAUUGAUUUGACCGCUUUUGAGAAACUUCACGAAUUGUCGAUGCGACGCACCAAUCAUCUUGCGACGGCUUGACCUUCGAGUGCUCGCAACCUCCAUCAGUUAACGAUACCCUUGAAGCGUUGCCAUGCAGGCCAAUACUAUGAGUUCUGUUGAAGUCAGUGAGAAUGUUCGUAGACGUAGGGCCACUGUAAACUUAUCACGUUCCCUUGGCUGUCAUAGAUCCACUUAUAACAGAAGAUGGAAUAAAAUGAGAGCUGCUUUAAUGAAAAAAUAUGACUUUCUUUCGUUCAGUGAGUUUGCUAAUGAAAGCGCAAUCAAAGUCGAGAGAGAAAUUAAUUGUAAUGAGAAUCCUUCAACUGUUGCACCGUCCACUAGGUGCAGCAAUCAAAGGCUUCUAGAUAAUAAUGGAUGUAAUGACGUUAAUGUACUAACAUUUCCUGAAGGUGCAUUGAAGCGUAAAGAAGGAUUUCUUUACAAUUCAGAAGACAUGGAUGUUGCCGAGAUGCAGGCUGGAAACAGCCACGUACAAUAUCCGAGAUUUCGGUUGUUUGAUAGAGUCACCUCGCCAAUUGCCAAUUCGACACCAUUAGGUACAUCACCGUCAACAUUAGAAUCUAAGCACUUAGAUUGUGCUUUAGCGGCCCAAUUUGAUAGGUUGUAUACGAUGAUGCAGAACAUAUCGUCAGCUAUUAUUGACUUGAGUAAAAAUGUAAAGCUGCUAUUAGCAAAGCUCAGUGAACGCGAAAAUCCGCAUCAUUUCGAUUGUGGACUAUCAAGUCAGCAGUUCCCUUUGUCAUCUGAAGAGGAACUGCAGAUGUUGGACACUGAUUUGCAGCAGAAAGAAAUGAGGGACAGAUUUAUGGCCAUGGUAACGAGGUUAAUGGAUAAUAAUCCUAAAACCUCAAUGCGAUAUAUUUUGUCGUACCUCAUGACACCUGAGGUUGCCAGCAAUUUCACGCUACUUGGCACUUCUUCAAAACGAGCACUUCAGAAAUGCCGGUUUUACGGCUGCAUACGAAGUGCAUUAACAAGUCGCUUUUCGUCAUCAUCUGUCAAAGAAAAAGACCUUGCGAAACUGUACGAUAUCGCGACACAAGGUUAUUUUCACGACAUCAGAGACAAACUGAUGAAGCGUCAUAGGAGGAAACAAGAUCAGUUCCAGUCGACUGUCUUAACGAACAUAACCGUGAGUUAAGCGUCAAGUAUUUGGCUUUGCCAAAGCAUGUCAUUCAGAUAUCGUUGUAACUUCUUUUGUUUUUUUACACAUAAGGAUUCACAGUUAGAUUAUUUUUAUUCUCAAUAGCCGAACGUGCAUGGCUGAAUGAAGUAGUCCGUGAAAUGUUUUUUAUGUCCUACUUAUUUUUCAAUAAAAGUUAUAUUGUGAAUAAGCUUACUUCCUAUAUGGGGAACUAAUUAAAUGUUAAGGAAGUGUGUUUGAUUGCCAGUGAACUUGCGAUUGAACACACGCCUUAUUAAUAAUACAUCACCUGUUUCUUUUGCAGAUCUUUUCAAAUAACAAUGAAUUGGCAAUUACAAUGAAAAUGCAUAACGAUUUGAAUGAGAUGCAUGCACACUUCAGACAGACUUAAAUAUUAUAAUUAAUUGGUGUAAAGAGUGGCUGACGCCUAUCAACACGACAAAGCGUGUCUACAUACACUUUGUGGAUGCGAAGGUAAAUAAGUACAGCAUAGGGGAAGUGCCUGUACCCGUGGUCCGGUUUCACAAGGAUCUUGAGAUGGCAGUUAGCCAUAAUAUUAAGACCACGGGCCAUUGCCAGGAGGUUGUUAUACCAUUGGUACACAAUGUGGAUGCAUAGGUUGGAUGAUUUCUAUGAUGUAGGGCAUUCGUUUGUCUACUAUUAGCAAUCUAACUGUUUUGAUACUGCGUUUGUAGUAUAGGUUAUCUUUUUUCUUUCUGUAGAACACUCAAUGAAAGUUUAGUACCAACCUGAUGUACUUGACCAAUACACACAAGCAAUUGUUAAAAAUUGAAAGUUAUUUGAUAAUUUGUACUUUUUAAAACUUUAAUAAACAUCGUCAUUCAUAACACGUCUUUCUAAUUACGGCAAUGCUUAUCUAUCGCGAUAGAUCGGUUUUUAUUACCAACUGGUCUACUUGCUUUGAGACUGUAUUCACUUAGCUAAAACAGUUGAAUAGGUGCCUAGUAACUUUUGGAUACAUGUUAUUAAGUUGACAGGCUUUCCUGUACAAUCGGCGGUCUUGGGGUGGUUUCGAAUACAGUAUUGGGGAUAUCUCCAAUUCGUGCAGAAUGUCCCCAAAAUGUGUAAGAAAAUUGGGGUUUGGUCACAUUUUUGAUUGGUUUCCACAAAGUUGUCGCAAAUUUUGAGGAAAAACCCAAAAUUGCAGAAAAUUUUGGGGGAAACCCAUAAUUUCAAAAAUCUUUGGGAUUUUAUCAUUAAUUAUAGACGGGUUCCCCCAAUGUUAUAAGAUUCUGAGGUUCUUGUGCCAUUUCCCCAAAAUCUUCUAUCGCGGCUUCUCCAAUAUAAGGAUAUUGGGAUCUCCAUUAUUUUCUCAAGUAGCAUGCAACUACACAAUAAUGAGAGUUUUUAAUGGGAUUGAGUUGUUAAAAUGGAAAAUCUGUUAUCCGGUUUGAUAACUCCCGUCGGUGUAAUUUGUAAGCUCCAACUAUUCUGAUGAAUUGGUUGUUUAGAAUACUGAAGUACUAGAAACCGUUAACUGCGAAGUGGAUCUAAUCACAUCAAAUCAUGUAAUUGAUUAAAAAAAAGGGGAUUGUGCGCUAAAGACCUUGUUUCGACACAUGGCGAAGAAGUACCGAGAAAUAUAGGAGUAUAACACGGUUGUUUAUGAUCCAGAAGAAUCAGC
Messenger RNA from Schistosoma haematobium, 3238 nucleotides. RefSeq lists its product as uncharacterized. The coding region runs from base 520 to 1590 and encodes 356 amino acids. NCBI's taxonomy places the organism in Eukaryota, Metazoa, Platyhelminthes, Trematoda, Strigeidida, Schistosomatidae. The record is from RefSeq and is a predicted model, not a curated record. The transcript is spliced from 9 exons.